AUGGUACAGAAGGCAGUCAACGCAGUGCGGAAAGCCGAAGCAAAAGAAUUGGCAGCGACCAAUGAGAAGUGGGAGGCCUUCCAGAAGAGCCUGAAGAAAAGUUUCAUUCAGGAGCGCACGAAGUUCAUGGAGAAGCAGGCAAAGUUAAUGGCCAAGCAGGCGGAGGCAAACGACGUGGCUAUGAAGGACUCGGUUGCUGGACAUCCUCAAGGGCCAGCAGAGACCAAGCCACACCGAGUCCACACCACCGAGGAGGAGUACAGCGGCCGCCAGAAUGACGCCACCGCCGGCAGACGGAUUUCAAAGUGGAGGAUGGUGCGGGAAGGUGUCUACACGGAGGUUCACAGCCCGAUCCCGCCGGACCCAUACCAGAUGUCGCCGAGUGUUGGAAGCAGGGCCUCGAUACCCAGGCCCAUCCGCACCUCGAGCAGGCCGCGAAUCGGACAAGCCAAGCUGUCGGUAAAAGCCCUCGGCCGACAGCCGCUGCCACGCACAAAGUCUGGAGCCUCGCUUGGAGAGAAGUUGGACAAGAAGUGGCACAAGGAGACGGAGAGCUUGAUCCAGAUCACCGAGUCGGAGCAGGAAGACGACGAGGCCAUGCCGGUGGGCGACUUGGUGAGAAUGCGGCACCUGGGCAAUGUGUUGGGCGGCUUUUUCGGUUGGUCCGCUGCAGAGCCCAACAAUCGCGAACAAGAGACAUGUGGCCUUGAAGGCUAUGGGCAUGCUUGGGAGCAUGCUUGGAGAGCUGACAACAGCCAGCGCAUCUAUGACAUCUUUGACCUGGGUGACCGCAUCGUGGAUUGGUGGACUACCCAGUGGAGUAUGCGACAAAUCUUGGUGCAGCAGACUUGUGCAGGCUACCUGCUCACCAUCCUUGUCCUACAUUUGUUGACUUGCUUUGUUUGGGUCCUUGCUGGGAACAUUGGGGGUACCGAGGCGAUGCCACCAACUGCUGCACAACGAUGGCAGAAUAAAUGGCAGCUCAAUGGGAAUUAUGAGGUCCAGCCACCGGGAACCAUGUUGAUGAGGACGGACCUGGACCAAGAAAGGAUUGAGGCGGUGCACACGAGUAUGUGGGUGGCGGCACCAUAUUACGAGUCGGAGAUGAUAGAUGCUGAGAUGCAAUUUCCACUCAGCAAGGGGCUGCUGAAGGAGGCCAUCCGGACCUCUGCAAACAUUAUCCCCGACUUCUUUGAUGAGCUGUUGCCUACGACACCGCAAGUCAUUGGUGGAACUGUUUUCGCCUUCUACGCCAACACCCCACUAACCAAAGAGGCUGUCCUCCAGCAGAUUGCGGACCUGGAAGUUGCGGAUGCGAAGAUCUAUGGCUUCGGACACACAUCCAAGCUCAGGUUACUCUACCCUCAACGCUGGAACCCCGCAGUUGACCCACCGCUUCCAAAAGUUGGACUCCAUGCGACCUAUCAGUCUCAAGAUGACCAUGUUAUACAAGAGAUCCACUCCGAUGAUGCGAUGACGGUUGAGGUGGCUGCAGCUAUGGCGCUGGAACUGGAAACAGGAGAGCAUUGGAUAAGUGUUCCGGAAGACAAGGUCUCCUACCUGUCCCAUACCGGUCGAAGAAUCUGGGAACACUGUGCAGCAUUAGAAGGAGAAUCGCCGGAGGAGCCUGAGAGAUCUGUGAUCUUUGUGGAUAUCAGGGGACUCACCCACUUUCCACAAUGGAUACAGGUUCCUACAAAAAUCUUCGACCCGGCCGAGUAUGACAGUGACAAGAUCAAGGUGCGCUCGGAGGAAGUCCUCACGCUGUACAUGAGACACGAAGAUGGGAACAAUGACAGCGAGGCUGAGACAACCGUGGCCAGUUACCUGGCUCCAACGACAGUUGGAAAUACCAGAUGUUCAUCCCAAUACCAGAUCGCUCUGGACAAAGCGGAGUCAUGGGAAAAGCUGCUCAGACAGACAAAGGAGCACGUCGAACUGCAUAUGUAUACGGAUGGGUCAGCAAAUGCAGCCAAGAAGACGAGCGGAUAUGCUGUCAUCAUCUUGGUUAAACUGGGAAUUGCCUUGCCACACUUGGAGUCCUCAACGGACAGAACUGGGGUAACCCACAUACGCCCUGGCCACUGGACGAAGCCAUGGCCCUUGGGGCCGAGCAAGUUGCGAUUGCAACAAGCCAGCUUUGGUUGGUGCAGGCACAAACCAUUUUUCCGCAGGCUGCGUGUCAAGAUGUUCUACGACUGCAUGGCUGCUGGACGUGCUGCUGGCGGUCAAUGGACAGCACCAAAUGCACUUGGAGACAAGACCCAUGAUCUAGAACUGUACCUCCGAGGGCAGUGCAACAUAGACCUGGAGCUGUGUCAUGUCAAAGGACCACAUUCAGCAGACUACAUCCGGGAGAAUCAGGUGCAGGAAAUCAUCAGCUGGGUCAACCCGCACUUCGACAAUGGAUGCAAUGAGGACCAUCGCAUGGUGGAGAUUGAAUUGGUGCUUGAAUGCUUCGAGCAGCCUGCCUGGAAUGUUCAUCCUGAUGACCAUUGCCAGCGACUGCAGAAAUAUCUAUGCCAUGCCCUCCAAGUUCAUUUCCCCGCACAGAUCCGGAGCAGAGCAAUAAUCAUUACUGAAGAUGCCUGGCGCCUCAGCGAGCAGAAGGACCAGCUCAAGGCAAGAACAAGCUACCGGAAGAAGCUGUGGGACGAUUUGAGCGACAUGGCGUGGACUAUCCUCAAGGGUGGCGAAGGCCGGCACAUUGGACCCAGCAUCCGGAAGUGCAACUUGAUCUACCAGACAGUUGCUGCGGCUGUAACGGUUGCCACACAGAGGAUUAAGAGGAGCCUUGCUCAGGCGAAGACGAAGUUCCUGGACAAGCAGCACAGUCUCGAGCUGAUCGUGACGGCGGUGGCACCUUCUGAGAGCCUCCACAUCGAGAAUCCAGCGGAGAGUUGCCAAGCGGAUGCAGGAGGAUACCGGAAGUUUGUCAAGGGCACCUACUGCCGGGCUUGCGAAACGGAGUUCUGGACUACAGGUGUGCAUACACUGGCCACAUCCGAGGAGCCGCUGCAGCAGAUACAGCCUGGAUACGGAAACAAAAAGAGGAGGCAACAAGAACUUGAGCAAUUCACGCCGGCGCCGCCCCGUCGACUGGGAACUGCCAAGCCCAUUGCUCCUAUGACUGAUAUCCGUGAGUGGGAAAACAUGCUUCACAGUGAACUUUGUGAAGCCAUUGAUGGAGCUGAAGAUUGGGAAGACGAGGACGAAACGGUCGAUAAGCUCUCUGUAGUCAUCCUUUGCCCAGAUGAAAUCGACCAUGUCUUCGACAGGGUCAUUGAUGAGCUUGAAUUUCUACAUGCGGACCCUGAUCACAGAAAGUGGACGAGUGAUGAACAGCAGAACCUGGGGAAG
Molecule: messenger RNA, 3360 nt
Organism: Symbiodinium necroappetens
Lineage: Eukaryota; Dinophyceae; Suessiales; Symbiodiniaceae
Source: the annotation of a GenBank genome assembly